UUCCUAUAUUUUUUUUCAGAUUGGCUUCUCAAGGAUUCUCUUGCGUACUCAAUCACGUAUGCAAAGUAGUUUCGACAUUCAAGGAAUUUGAAUCUUGUGGAUUUUUCUGUGAAAUUGGCAAAAUAAUUUCGAGGGAAACUGGACUGGAAGCAAACUUCUUCAAGAAUUUAGUUAGUAGAUGCGAUUAUUACGAGCAAAUGUGUCCUCAUCACAAUCCUCCGCUCCAACUAGCAGCUGUAAAAGCUUUUCUGCGCGUCCAACCAACAGGAUGGAACACGGUCGAAGAAUUGGACUAUCCAUUUGCCCUUCCAACUGAUACAAGAAUUUUCCGAAAGUCCAAUUGGAUCAAUAGAAGCAGACGAGAAAUUUAUUCCACGGUCGAUAAAGGUCUAACUAAGGUUGGGUUCAACGGUACUGCUUGUGUGAAGAAGAUGAUUUGUGACGCUAAAAAAUACAUUCCAUUGAGAGGAAAGUCAAUGAUAAAAGAUAUACUUCUAGCAGUAUUCAGCUAUACUGGCGAUGAAUACAGUCAUGAAGAAAUCUGCGAUUCUCAAUUGGAUACGGAAUGUUCAAUCUCGAUAAUGGACUAUGUUCUUCAUGGUCUAGAUUUCAAUUCGUUGUGAAAAAAUAAAAUGAAGAGAAUGAA
Leptinotarsa decemlineata (Colorado potato beetle) is the source of this 646-nucleotide messenger RNA. RefSeq lists its product as uncharacterized. Lineage: Eukaryota; Metazoa; Arthropoda; Insecta; Coleoptera; Chrysomelidae. The record is from RefSeq and is a predicted model, not a curated record.